GAGGACGACGCUUUAAAUUGCUCUAAACUCCUUGAGGCUCGCGCCUUUUCUUUAUCAGUGUGAGAGACGGACAGUUCUUUUUUUAAAUAUAUAUAUACCAAGGGUUGGAUCGUCCCCUCAACCUGCUUCAUUUCAAAUCAGGAUUACACGUCAACAUGAGUGACAAGGGUAUUGUCUCACCAAAGGAAGAGGGAGCAGAGAAGAGGGGACGUGGAAGACCAAGGAAGCAGCCACAGGCAAAAAGUGGUUCUGAUGAGCCCAGUGGGUCCCCCACUCCAAAGAGGCCCAGGGGAAGACCAAAGGGAAGCAAGAACAAGGCUGCCACAAAGGGCAAGAAGGUACCAGCAGCCUCCACUGCAGGGAUGAAACGCAGGGGAAGACCUAAGAAGGAGGAAAAAGAAGAACAGGCAGCCCAGGAAUCAUCUGAAGAAGAGGAUGAGGAAGACCAGUAAACUUGCAAACCACGCUACCUCACUCAACAUACUGACUUCCCGUCAACCACAGCUGGACUGAAUCUCCAAUAACGGUGCCACCCCAAUCCCUGUUCUACUGUUCACUUUUUUGCCUUCUAGCCAAAGGAGGGUCAACAACACAGUUCAUCCAACCUCACACUGCACUGGAAAACAAAUGGAUGUUUCUCAACAAGCAUAUAUCUAUCAAAGCAUUAUAGGUCAGGUGGCAGACAACCCUUUCUCUAUGUGUAUGUUGUGGUAUUGCAAGUCUUUUAUAUUGGACAAACGUAUGCUCUGAUGGUGAAUCUCCGGACACACAUCUUGCAAAAGACCGUGUAUAGGACAUUCUCUUGGCUUAGCGUUACUAAUUUCUCCCCUCGCACCGGUAUCUUGAGCUGGUAGGACAUAUAAACUUUCCAGGUUUUCUAAUGGAUGAAAGGAGAAUUUUGUCUAUACUUGCUGUUUUUAAGUGUGAAGUGGUUAAUCUGUACUUUACACCUUCUUACACUUGGUUGAUCAAGCUGAUCUUGAGGAUAUACAGAAUGAGUAUUCAAUUUAUGAUUAUAGAAAUGGUAUCCAUGUAUAAUCUCUGUAGUUUUUAGUCAUUUAACAGAUGUUCUUAUCCAGAGCGAUUUACAGUAAUGAGUGCAUACAUUUCCAUAUCUUUUUUACCCAUACUGGUCUCCCUUGGGAAUUGAACUCGCAACCCUCACUGAAAAAUCACCACGCUCUACCAACCGAGCCACACGGGACCUUUGAUUGUGUGGAAUUGGUUCUCCCAUCCAAUAAGCUGACCCUAAAUAGCCUCUCUAAUGUGGCUUUUGUUUGUCUACCUAUAGCCUCUGUAGGGCUCCACUGGAAAAGGCUUGUGUAAAACUAUAGUGUACUGUUACUAAACAAAGAGCUGAUCAGAGUGAAUGUUUUUUUUUUUUUUA
Messenger RNA from Esox lucius (northern pike), 1387 nucleotides. RefSeq names its product high mobility group AT-hook 1a (gene hmga1a). Bases 156 to 452 code for a protein of 98 amino acids. Gene Ontology annotation, molecular function: transcription coregulator activity; DNA binding. Gene Ontology annotation, biological process: regulation of DNA-templated transcription. Gene Ontology annotation, cellular component: nucleus; chromatin. The transcript has 5 exons. Lineage: Eukaryota; Metazoa; Chordata; Actinopteri; Esociformes; Esocidae. The record is from RefSeq and is a predicted model, not a curated record.